GUUGUUCCUGAGUCGAUUAACCUCCUACGAUCCGCAUCACAACGUCGUCCUAUUUCCGUGAUAUCGGUCGUUGGCCCCUACCAUUCUGGCAAGAGCUUUCUCUUGAAUUCCCUCCUCCAGAAGCCGUCCACGUUCUCCGUUGGUCCUAAGACCUCCCCGCAGACCCUAGGAAUUUGGAUGUGCCGUACCGACCUCAGUGCACCGGAUGGAUCGGAGAUAUGGCUUAUGGAUUCUGAAGGGUUCUUCGGACCUCAGGUAGUCACUGAGACCUACGAUGCUAAGAUUUUCACAGUCGCCACCCUCCUAGGCAGUCACCUAGUCUACAACACGGUUAAGGUCAUCGAUCAACAAGCGGUGAAUCUUCUAG
This is a messenger RNA of Perkinsus marinus ATCC 50983, 367 nucleotides long. Its product is annotated as interferon-induced guanylate-binding protein, putative. Lineage: Eukaryota; Perkinsozoa; Perkinsida; Perkinsidae. The transcript has 3 exons. The record is from RefSeq and is a predicted model, not a curated record. Gene Ontology annotation, molecular function: GTPase activity; GTP binding. The annotation marks the transcript as partial.